Pelecanus crispus (Dalmatian pelican) is the source of this 2322-nucleotide messenger RNA. NCBI's taxonomy places the organism in Eukaryota, Metazoa, Chordata, Aves, Pelecaniformes, Pelecanidae. The record is from RefSeq and is a predicted model, not a curated record.
AUGCGGGCUUGCCCUGGAAAGCUGCAGGGCCUUACCACCGGUGCUGUUUCUGGCUAUUGCUUACCAUUCCCAGAAGUUGUGUGGGAGCAGAAUGCUAGAGAAGAGGCAGUUUUCAGGAAGAGCCGAAGCUCCCAGGCCGAACCCGUUGAUGUGCUAAAAGCAUUAGAAUUUCACAAUUCACCAGAAGGAGUAUCAAGAACAGCAGGAUUUUGCACAAACAGAAGGGAUUCGAAAGGAUCGGAUGUCGCCUACAGGGUUUCAAAAACUGCACAGCUGAGUGCCCCAACAAAGCAGCUGUACCCAGAUGGUGAUUUUCCAGAAGAUUUUUCAAUAUUAAUGACAGUAAAGCCGAAGAAGGGUAUCCAGUCCUUCCUUCUGUCUGUCUACAACGAACAAGGAAUUCAGCAAGUAGGUGUUGAAGUUGGUAGAUCCCCUGUCUUCCUGUUUGAAGACCAAAAUGGGAAACCUGUCCCAGAAGACUAUCCUCUCUUCAGAACAGUCAACAUUGCUGAUGGCAAGUGGCAUCGAGUAGCUAUUAGUGUGGAGAAAAAAAGUGUUACAAUGAUUGUUGACUGUAACAAAAAAACUACAAAACCACUUGAAAGAAGUGACAAAACAGUUGUGGACACCAAUGGCAUCACUGUCUUUGGAACCAGGAUUCUGGAUGAAGAAGUUUUUGAGGGUGAGAUCCAGCAGCUGCUGAUCAUAGGUGACCCCAGAGCCGCGUACGACUAUUGUGAGCAUUAUAGCCCAGACUGUGAUUCCCCAGUGCCCAAUGCUGCUCAGGCUCAAGAUCCUCAAGUUGAUGAGUACACGCCAGAAGAUUUUAUCGAAUAUGACUAUGAGUAUGGGGAUGCAGAUUAUAAAGAAACUGAUUCUGUAACAGAGGGACCCCCACUGUUUGAAGAGACAGUAGCACAAACAGAGAAAAAGAAAGCCACGGUCAAAAAGAAGAAGAGGACAGUGGCCGCUAGCUCAAAGGACAAACCCCAAAAGGCCACAACAAAAAAAUCUGAAAAAUAUGCAUCCAAGAAGAAGAACAGUUAUCAAGCAGCAACAAAAGGCAAACUAGGGGCAAAUGUUGUUGAUGGAUUUCAAGAGUAUAGCAUAGCUGAAAAUGACUACGGGCCCCAGACAGAAGCUCCCUCCAGAACUACUGAAGCAAAUGAGCAAAAUCCUGUUGAAGAAGUAUUUGCUGAAGAAUACAUAACUGGAGAGGAUUAUGAUAAAAAAACUGAGGAAACUGAAUAUGGAAGCAGAGGAGUAGACCUCAGUGAAUCUGAUCUGCUGGUAGAUGGAGAUUUAGGCGAAUAUGAUUUUUAUGAAUAUAAAGAAUAUGAAGAGAAACCAACUGAUUCCACUAAUGAGGAGUUUGGUCCAGGUGUUCCUGCAGAGACCGAUAUCACAGAAACGAGCGUGACUGGACACGGGGCUUAUGGAGAAAAAGGCCAAAAGGGAGAACCAGCUGUGAUUGAACCUGGUAUGCUCAUUGAAGGACCACCGGGACCAAGAGGACCUGCUGGUCUUACAGGUCCCCCAGGUCUACAAGGUCCUGUUGGUCCUCCAGGUGACCCUGGUGAAAGGGGUCCACCCGGUCGCCCUGGUCUCCCUGGUGCUGAUGGUUUAGCAGGUCCCCCAGGCACCAUGUUAAUGUUGCCGUUCCGCUUUGGUGGAGAUGGUGAGAAGGGCCCGACAAUCUCAGCUCAAGAAGCUCAAGCGCAAGCUAUUCUUCAGCAAGCUAGGAUCGCUAUGAGAGGUCCACCUGGUCCCAUGGGACUCACUGGAAGACCAGGUCCUGUGGGUGGACCUGGAGCAGCAGGUGCUAAGGGUGAAAGUGGUGAACCAGGUCCCCAGGGUCCUCGUGGUAUUCAAGGUGCCCCUGGUCCAAGUGGAAAAGCUGGCAAAAGGGGACGUCCUGGAGCUGAUGGUGCCAGAGGAAUGCCAGGAGAACCUGGUGCAAAGGGUGACAGAGGAUUUGAUGGUCUUCCUGGCCUCCCUGGUGACAAAGGUAACAGGGGAGACCGCGGCCCACAGGGACCUCCUGGCUUACCUGGUGAAGACGGAUCAAGAGGUCCACGGGGAUUACUGGGCCCCCGAGGUACGCCUGGUCCCCCUGGACAGCCGGGCAUUGCAGGUGUUGAUGGACCUUCAGGCCCAAAAGGAAACAUGGGUCCUCAAGGGGAACCAGGACCUCCUGGUCAGCAAGGAAUCCCAGGCCCACAAGGGCUUCCUGGUCCGCAAGGUCCUAUUGGACCUCCUGGUGAAAAAGGUCCUCAAGGCAAGCCUGGCCUUCCUGGCCUUCCUGGUUCUGAUGGGCCUCCU